Aspergillus terreus NIH2624 is the source of this 534-nucleotide messenger RNA. RefSeq lists its product as uncharacterized. The coding region runs from base 1 to 534 and encodes 177 amino acids. Lineage: Eukaryota; Fungi; Ascomycota; Eurotiomycetes; Eurotiales; Aspergillaceae. The record is from RefSeq and is a predicted model, not a curated record. The transcript has 5 exons.
AUGCACCGUCGGGUGGAGCACCAUACCUUCUAUCCCUCUCGUUCUUUGUUCAAGCCUACAGACCGAUUGCUCUGCGAAGCAGGAUUCCUUGAAAUCCCCCCAUCUGCAGUCUUUGCAGAAUGGCUGCUACAGAAGCAACGCUCGCUUUUCUUUGGCGAGGGUCGUGGCCACCUCACGAGCGUCCAUACUGUCGAAAGUCACCGCACUUACACAAUGGUUUAUACGCGGUAUGAUCUUGAUGCUGUUCUCCUGCCGUCUCACUUCUCGUGGGACUGGGCUGCAGUGGUCGGUGAGCCUAUUGUGUCCGUUCCAAUCGGAGCCAUGGCCCCUGGUCAGCCUAUUGUGUCUGACGCUGAUGGAUUGGUAUCGGCGGCUCCUAAUAUCCCGUUUGGUAUCAGUUUCUUGGGAGCAAAGUUCACCGACGCAAAAAUCAUCGGGCUGGCUUAUGCCUUUGAACAGCGCGCCCUGAUCCGCAACACAGUGCAUCCAUACAUUGUGCCACAGACAGACCUUCGGGAUGUGGUGAUGAAGUGA